Molecule: messenger RNA, 2580 nt
Organism: Vitis riparia (riverbank grape)
Lineage: Eukaryota; Viridiplantae; Streptophyta; Magnoliopsida; Vitales; Vitaceae
Product: alkaline/neutral invertase A, mitochondrial
Exons: 6
Coding region: 223-2244 (673 amino acids)
Biological process (GO): sucrose catabolic process
Cellular component (GO): mitochondrion
Molecular function (GO): endo-alpha-N-acetylgalactosaminidase activity; sucrose alpha-glucosidase activity
Source: RefSeq, a predicted model, not a curated record
UCUCCUUCCUUUCUCAAUCUUUUGAUCACAUCUUCUUCCUCCAAUUUUCUUUCUCUCUUUCUCAGCUCGAAGAAAAGUCUUAUUCUCUUCGUUUUCACCCGUCAGAAACGGUUUCAAUCUUCAAAAUUAGUUCCCCAAUAGAUAGAUUUUAUACAUCUUUACAUAUUUGAUUUGUUUCUUCAACCGAUUCCAGUAUUCCACUCUCAAGUCCAAUCUUUUCCUAUGAUUACCAUCCAUUGUUUUGCAAACUCCACCAUGAAAUCCUCCUCUAGAAUCCUACUAUUUCGCCGAAACUCGCCGUUUUCUGGAUGCCCACUUCCAAAAUCCCACCAUUUCUUGGCCAGUAAUCUAUCCAAUUUUCGCAUUAAUUCUGAUCAUACUUGUAAAUUUCGUUCAUGCCCUUUACAGAACUUGGGGUUUCGUCGCGUUAUUGAUCAUACCCAGAAGUUUUCUCGGGUACCCAGUCCGGGGUUUGGCCAAUCUAGGGUUUUUUCCAGCGGUAAUGUUAGGCGUCUAUCUGUGAUUUCUAGUGUUUCUUCCGAUGUUAGGAGUUUUUCGACGUCGGUUGAGACCCGUGUGAAUGACAAGAACUUUGAGAAGAUUUAUGUUCAGGGUGGUAUGAAUGUGAAGCCAUUGGUGGUGGAAAGAAUUGAUAUAGAUGAAACAAUAGAAAAUAAUGAAGAAUCUAGGAUAGAAGUUGAUGGAAAUUUUUUGAAUGGGGAGAAUGUGAAGGGUGUGGAUGAGAAUGAGGUUUUGAUUACAAAGAGAGAGGAGUCUGAGGCUGAGAAAGAGGCUUGGAAGUUGUUGCAAGAUGCAGUUGUGAUGUAUUGCGGUAGCCCAAUUGGGACUAUGGCCGCAAAUGAUCCCGGUGACAAGACGCCGCUCAAUUAUGAUCAAGUGUUUAUUCGGGACUUCGUACCAUCGGCACUUGCUUUCUUGCUUAAGGGAGAGGGGGAGAUUGUGAGGAACUUCCUCCUUCAUACCUUGCAAUUGCAGAGUUGGGAGAAAACAGUGGACUGCUACAGCCCAGGGCAGGGGCUGAUGCCAGCAAGUUUUAAAGUUAGGACAGUGCCUCUUGAUGGCAAUAAUGAGGCUCAUGAAGAAGUUUUAGAUCCAGAUUUUGGCGAGUCAGCUAUUGGUCGUGUUGCACCUGUGGAUUCCGGGUUGUGGUGGAUUAUCUUAUUAAGGGCUUAUGGAAAGAUCACUGGUGACUAUACAUUACAAGAAAGGGUGGACGUCCAGACGGGCAUAAAACUGAUUCUAAACUUGUGUUUGACUGAUGGAUUUGAUAUGUUUCCUUCUCUGCUUGUAACUGAUGGCUCCUGUAUGAUAGAUCGGCGGAUGGGUAUUCAUGGUCACCCCCUUGAGAUCCAGGCCUUAUUCUACUCAGCUCUUCGCUGCUCCCGUGAGAUGCUCACUCAGAAUGAUGCAUCAAUAAAUUUAGUGAGGGCCAUAAAUAACAGGCUCAGUGCAUUGUCAUUCCACAUCAGGGAAUACUAUUGGGUGGAUAUGAAAAAGAUUAAUGAGAUAUACCGAUAUAAGACAGAGGAAUACUCCACUGAUGCCACCAACAAGUUCAAUAUCUACCCUGAUCAGAUUCCCAGUUGGCUAAUGGAUUGGGUCCCAGAGGAAGGCGGGUAUCUGAUAGGAAAUCUACAGCCAGCUCACAUGGACUUCAGGUUCUUCACACUUGGAAAUCUUUGGUCAAUUAUUUCAUCCUUGGGGACUCCAAAACAGAAUCAGGGUAUUCUUGAUACCAUUCAAGCUAAAUGGGAUGAUCUUGUGGGGCAUAUGCCUCUUAAAAUAUGUUACCCUGCUUUGGAGUAUGAGGAGUGGCGUAUAAUCACUGGCAGUGACCCAAAGAAUACCCCCUGGUCAUAUCAUAAUGGUGGAUCUUGGCCAACGCUUUUAUGGCAGUUCACAUUGGCUUGCAUUAAGAUGGGCAGACCAGAACUAGCCAGGAAGGCGGUUGCUGAUGCAGAGAAGAGGCUCGCAGUUGAUCGUUGGCCAGAAUAUUAUGAUACCCGGAACGGAAGAUUCAUUGGAAAGCAAUCCAGGCUCUUUCAAACAUGGACAAUUGCUGGGUACCUGACUUCUAAGAUGCUCUUGGAGAACCCAGAGAUGGCAGCCUUGCUAUUCUGGGAGGAGGACUAUGAUCUUCUUGAGAUAUGUGUCUGUGGCCUCAGCAAAACUGGCCGGAGAAAAUGCUCACGAUUCGCCGCCAGGUCACAGAUUCUUGUGUAGUAAGAAUCCAUUCUCUUCAAGGCUGAAUUUGAAUGCCUUUUAGAACUGUACAGUUCCAAGGUUAGAACACAGAGUCGAGAAACAUAGUUCUGAACCCUUAAAAUUUACAUGAAAGAGUUCAGUAGUUCACUAACUCCUGCUGCAGAAAUAAUAUACAUUUUCGUCCGAUCAACCAGACAAGUUGAUCAGCAUCGGAAUACUAGUCUAUGGGGAGCCUUAGAACUAGAAAAAUGGUUCCAUUGAUGGCUGUCUGUAUGUAUAUUAUGUAACAUUCAUUACAUGUUUACACUGAUAAUCUCAUUUCUCAAAGCAUUGAUAAGAAAUGGUUUUUCUGUA